Molecule: messenger RNA, 333 nt
Organism: Arabis nemorensis
Lineage: Eukaryota; Viridiplantae; Streptophyta; Magnoliopsida; Brassicales; Brassicaceae
Source: the annotation of a GenBank genome assembly
AUGUCUGCUACUCAGGAAGAAGACAAGAAGCCCGGAGACGACGGAGCUCACAUCAUUCUCAAGGUCAAGAGCCAGGAUGGGGAUGAAGUCUUAUUUAAGAUCAGAGGAAACACUCAGCUGAAAAACCUGAUGUACGCUUAUUGCGACCGCCGAGGUUUGAAAAUCGACGCAUUCUCUUUCUUUUUCGAUAUGCGUCGUCUCCGUCGUGAACAGACUCCAGAUGAGCUUGAUAUGAAAGAUGGAGAUGUCAUCGAUGCGUUUCGACCGAUGAGUGGUGGUCUAAGAGCAAAUCAGCUUCAGUGGUCUUAUAUGAUUUUUGAUAAGAUUGAGUGA